Parnassius mnemosyne (clouded apollo) is the source of this 753-nucleotide messenger RNA. Lineage: Eukaryota; Metazoa; Arthropoda; Insecta; Lepidoptera; Papilionidae. The record is from the annotation of a GenBank genome assembly.
AUGUACAAUCCUGAACUCGCGAAGACAAUAGUAGACAAACUGACGCCAACUCUGCGUUAUAGGUACUACGACUUCUCAGCCAUGCAGCCACGUGAAGACCCUUGCCUCAUCAAGAUAGAGAAGUUCUUCAAAAGGGAAGCAGAACUGUGUGGACCCUACGCGCUGCCCGAACAGAUGACACCGCCUAUUACAGCCGCACCACAAAGGAAGACUCAAAGGAUCAACAACGUGACUGAGAAGACAUACAUACCAAGAUGCGUCACGAUCUCUGCCUACUGCUUGGGAAACGGACUGGCCUACGAAGUUCCACUGGCAGCCGCUGCUCCCUGCGCCGCCGCCACCGCUCCUUGCGGAGGUUUAGGCUGGGCUGGUUACGGUGCCGGCUGCGGUCUAGCUGCCAUCCCCACAGCCAGCGGGGGUGGUUUUCCUGUCUCCAGUGCUUCUCCCAUCCCACCCGUUGGUGUGUCCGUUCUCUCUGAGAAUGAGAUCGCAGGUAUCUUGGCUGCCGGUGGUGAGCUACCUUUCCUGGGUACCGUUGGUCUAGAGGGUGUACUUCCAACUGUUGGUGCUGGUGCCGUCUCUUACGGCUGCGGUGACGGUGCCGUGGGUAUAGUGAGCGAAGACAUCGCCCCUGCGUGGGGUUACCCUGCAGCCACUGGUUUAGCGUACGGACCAGGCCUUGCUGCAGGAAUUGGUUAUGGUCCCGCUAUCGCCGGACGUCCCUUCGGCGGUUGCGGAUGCGGUAUCUACUAA